AUGUACACAAACGGAGAGGCACAAACAACUGGCGAUGUUGCAGGGGUGCUAAAGUUUAGCCUGUUGGGCUUUGUUCUUGGUUGUGUGAUGGCUGUAGCGGUCGACUGGCUUCUCCACCAAUGCCGAGAAUGUCUACAGGCAAGUCACAUUUUCUCUAGUUUAGCUGCGGGGGAAGGGAAACAGUCAUUUACCCAGCUGCAGCAACCACAGCCGCUGCCUUUUACUCCUGAAGUUGGACAGGGGGAGGAGGAAGAGGAGUGGAGUACUGAGGCCGAAGAGGAGGCGGAGGAAGAAGACGAGGGGACCUCUGAUUACGACAGCGAGUUGGAGUGCAUUGAGGAGCUUCAGCUAAAAAUGGUGCUAGUCAUCCGACGAGAUGUAAGGGAUAUGACUACUAACGACAUCUGCGCACUCUCCGCCGGUGCUGCUGUGAACCUGGUGCAGAAAAUACAACGCGAUGGGGAGCACAAGGAAUGGAAGGUGUGGUAUGAGUGGUGGAGACGUGUGGGGUGUGCUAAAAUCACGCUUAAAUCCCCUGAUUACUGCACACUUCGACAGGUCGCACUUGCCGCGGAGGCGCGUGGACUUCCGUGGCAUGACACCUUUGCCAUGCCCUCGUCCCUGGUCAAGAAAGAUAAUGAUGAACAGAUGGGAGUGGUGGUGGCUGUUGGCCCAGCACCGUCUGCGAUACUAAACCCCAUCACCGGAAAACUGAAAUUGCUUUCCUGA
Molecule: messenger RNA, 729 nt
Organism: Trypanosoma rangeli
Lineage: Eukaryota; Euglenozoa; Kinetoplastea; Trypanosomatida; Trypanosomatidae
Product: peptidyl-tRNA hydrolase, PTH2 family
Exons: 1
Coding region: 1-729 (242 amino acids)
Cellular component (GO): mitochondrion; cytosol
Molecular function (GO): peptidyl-tRNA hydrolase activity
Source: RefSeq, a predicted model, not a curated record